GAAUGGGAAAGCAACAAAGAGAGAGAUAAGGUAAUGUUGAUGAUCAUAUUCAUAUAUAUAUACGUGUGUGUAUCCAAGAUAUUUUAUUGUUAUCAUUGCUCAACUUUAGAUCAGGUCACACUACCUCUACUUUUAGAAUUGAUUUACCCCACCCAAGUUUAUCUAUUAACCUUUGUUCUCAGCGAGCCAUUAUCUUUUUGUGGCAAUCCUCCUUGUUAUUUUUUUUUUUUUUUUGUUUUCACCUUCAUCAGUAUCAAAUAAAAUCAAGAAAUAUAUAGUAAAAAAUUAUUCUGUUAUUAUUUUCAUUACCAUCAUCAUCGUCUCCUUUUUUUUUUAAUGAUAAACUCUAUGUUUAGUUGAAUCAAAGGAGCAUAGUAACCAGUAGCGGACAAUGAACAUGUCGUCUCUUCCCCUUUGUUCUACCGAUGAUCAUCG
This is a messenger RNA of Halteromyces radiatus, 435 nucleotides long. RefSeq lists its product as uncharacterized. The record is from RefSeq and is a predicted model, not a curated record. NCBI's taxonomy places the organism in Eukaryota, Fungi, Mucoromycota, Mucoromycetes, Mucorales, Cunninghamellaceae. Bases 34 to 261 code for a protein of 75 amino acids. The transcript has a single exon.